AGACUGUUGGGGUGUGAGAGAGGGCUGGCUGCUGCAGACUGAGCCUCUCUGCAUUGUGUGUUGGAGCAGACAGCUGGGGGGCUAGCAAGACAUGUCUCUCUCUGCUGAUUAGUAGCCACAUUUGGGAAGCACGUUUAACUGGUCAUUCCUUUGUUGUUUUGGGGGAGGAUAUUGCUCUUGGUCACCCAUAUCCUCCUCCUCCCCUCUCUGGCUUGGUGCAGGCUGUGUGUGUAUGUGAUCUCAGCUAUGUCGGAUGACGAUUCCAGGGCCAGCACCAGCUCCUCUUCAUCAACCUCAUCGACCCAGCAAAUAGAAAGAGAACCGGGCCACAACAACAACAACAACUCGUCAGUCACAAAGAAAAAGGAGACCAAAGUCAGCAUGAGCAAGAACUCCAAGCUGUUGUCCACCAGCGCUAAAAGGAUUCAAAAGGAGCUGGCAGAUAUCACUCUGGACCCACCUCCCAAUUGCAGUGCUGGACCCAAGGGGGACAACAUCUAUGAAUGGAGAUCAACAAUUCUGGGUCCACCCGGCUCUGUCUAUGAGGGAGGAGUGUUUUUCCUGGACAUCACAUUCACACCUGAAUAUCCUUUCAAACCACCAAAGGUGACAUUUCGGACAAGGAUCUAUCACUGUAAUAUUAACAGCCAGGGCGUGAUCUGUCUUGAUAUCCUCAAAGAUAACUGGAGUCCAGCCCUAACUAUUUCUAAAGUUCUCCUAUCCAUCUGCUCACUGCUUACAGACUGCAAUCCUGCUGAUCCUCUGGUCGGAAGCAUCGCCACUCAGUACAUGACCAACAGAGCUGAGCAUGACAGAAUGGCCAGGCAGUGGACCAAGAGAUACGCUACAUAAGUCUGACACUUUCCAAUACCACCUGUCUGAUGGAGAGAGCUGCUCAUACAUUUGAAGGGGGCGGGGAGGGGGGUUGGUAAAGAAUAGGGUAUUUCUAUAAACAGAUUUUAUUCAGUCUUUUAUUUCCAGAGACUUUUUUUUUUUGUUAUUGUAACUUAAGGUAUCUUUCUACAGUAAGUGGCAACAUUGUGUAGGGGCAUCUUUAUCAGACAGGAGCUCUGACAGCUGAGGGGAAUACAGAAGAAUGUAAAGUCUGUAUUUUGUUUUCCAUUAAUGCUUUUUCUUUUGGAUGCAAUAUGUAAACUUUUGAAACUACUUAAUUUUGUACAGUUACAUUGCAUAUAAUGUAAGUGUCUAUGUAAAGUCCUUUUUCUGGGGCAUUGAUAUGAAUGCAUAUUUUUUAUAUGAAUAGAAGAGUCACGCUGCACUCUGAAAGCUGUAUAACCCUGUGUCUACCAAAGAGGCCUGCAGUGGAUACAAUCUGCAGAUUUCAGGUAUCAAUAGGGUUAAAGGGUGGUCAUUCCUUAUCGUGGAAAAAUAACUGGUUAAAUUAGGUAUUAUAAAACAUACAACUUUAUAUAUUUCCUUUAUAAGUCUUAAAUUCAGGGUGGAAAAAAUUAAUGGGAACCUGUAGUGAAAUACCUUAAGCUGUUUUAAUUGUAAAGGUGGAUAAGAAUUACUAUGUAGAUUGGUUAUAUGUUGUAGACUAAUAAAGUCUGCAUUUGUUACUGUGUUAAUAAAAAUGGAAAAAUAUAAAAA
Bombina bombina (fire-bellied toad) is the source of this 1611-nucleotide messenger RNA. Its product is annotated as ubiquitin-conjugating enzyme E2 E1. Gene Ontology annotation, cellular component: nucleus. Gene Ontology annotation, biological process: protein polyubiquitination. Gene Ontology annotation, molecular function: ubiquitin conjugating enzyme activity. The record is from RefSeq and is a predicted model, not a curated record. The transcript has 5 exons. The coding region runs from base 247 to 852 and encodes 201 amino acids. Lineage: Eukaryota; Metazoa; Chordata; Amphibia; Anura; Bombinatoridae.